GCCGUGAGCUGCAUGUAAACGGAGUCAUUAGCCACGCGUUUGUCAAUGUGAAAAAGUCCCACGGAAGCCUAUACAAAUCCCCUGUUCAAUUGAAUUGUUAAUGGCAGGAAAUCAAAGGCCUCUAGAAGUGGAUCUAACAGUCAUUUCUGCAGAAGAUCUGAAAAAUGUGAAUUGGCAAUAUGGCGAUCUGCGUCCCUGUGCUGUAGCCUGUGUCGACCCCUACGUUAAGUAUUUGACUCAGGUCGACCCAGAGGGCGACACGAAAUUCUCAUGGAACGAGAGGCUCUUCAUUCCCGUCACAAAGCCGCUGCAGGACGCCGAGCUGACGAUCGACAUUGUCCAUGAUAAGCCCUCCGAGCUGACAAAACCCUUAGUUGGAACCGCCAGGGUUCGACUCUCAGAAAUCCUGGACGAAGUAGGGUUCGAACAGAGGCAAGAACGGACCCUCAAAUUGAAGCGCCCGUCUGGCCGCCCGCAGGGUAAGCUCGAGAUCGCGAUCUGUGUGAGGGAAAAGCGAUGGCCCCAGCAGAAGUUUCCUUACAUGCAGUUCUACACCACAACGGAUUAUGCCCUUUCCCCUGCACCUUAUUCAUCCCAACAGUACCCAUAUGGUGCAAACCCUCCUCCACAGCAGUACCCAUAUGCAUAUGGUUCAUACCCUCCUCCACAGCAAUACCCUUAUGGUAGUAACCCUCCUCCACAGCAAUACCCUAGUGGACCUUAUGGAAACCCUUACCCACAACAGGCCCCUGUUUCUUAUUAGGGUUCUUCUGGUUAGGGUAGUGGGCCUGCUUAUGGUGAGACUCAGAAGCCCAAAAACAGUAAGUAUGGAGUUGGGACUGGUUUGGCAGUGGGAGCUGUGGCUGGGGUUUUGGGUGGCUUUGCUCUGGCUGAGGGAGCUGGUUAUGUGGAAGAUAAUAUUACUGAAGAUGUUGAAGAGAAGAUUGAGGACGAUUAUGCUGAUCAGGGUGGUUAUGAUGACUAUGAUGGUGCUGAUAACUACUGAAAAAGUAGUCUUAAAUACAGGAAGGAAAGGCCUUUUUAGUGUUUGAGGUUUCCUUUAAAUUAUGUUUUUUUCUGAUCUGAACUUGAACUUGUAUUUAGAUAAUAUGCAUUCA
Cryptomeria japonica (Japanese cedar) is the source of this 1118-nucleotide messenger RNA. RefSeq names its product protein SRC2. Gene Ontology annotation, biological process: defense response. Lineage: Eukaryota; Viridiplantae; Streptophyta; Pinopsida; Cupressales; Cupressaceae. The transcript has a single exon. The record is from RefSeq and is a predicted model, not a curated record. Bases 101 to 763 code for a protein of 220 amino acids.